Molecule: messenger RNA, 1436 nt
Organism: Xenopus laevis (African clawed frog)
Lineage: Eukaryota; Metazoa; Chordata; Amphibia; Anura; Pipidae
Product: lysosome-associated membrane glycoprotein 3
Exons: 6
Coding region: 110-1159 (349 amino acids)
Source: RefSeq, a predicted model, not a curated record
ACUUCAGCAUUUCCUCAUACUUGCGUAAUACCUGGCAGACACUGAAGCGUUUCAGUACUUAAUGCAGUUCCAUUUUUCCUUUAAACAUCACAAGUGAGCACAGAUCACUAUGGACCGCCUGAGCCUGUUUAGGACCAUCCUGCUUGUGUACGGACUUGUAUGCAUCAAUGAUGCAUAUUCUGAGAAGACAUUAAAGAUAAACAUUCAAGCCUCUCCAAAAACAACCACUCCAGCAUCCAAUGCCACUACAACCCCUGCAACAACAAACACAACCACUCCAGCAUCCAAUGCCACUACAACCCCUGCAACAACAAACACAACCACUCCAGCAUCCAAUGCCACUACAACCCCUGCAACAACAAACACAACCACUCCAGCAUCCAAUGCCACUACAACCCCUGCAACAACAAACACAACCACUCCAGCAUCCAAUGCCACUACAACCCCUGCAACAACAAACACAACCACUCCAGCAUCCAAUGCCACUACGACUCAUGCAACAACAAAUACAACCACUGCAGCAUCCAGUACCACAACCAUCCACUCAACACCUACACCGACAUUGGAACCAAAACCUUCUCCACCUGAAACUGGCAACUACAUAGUGGGAAAUGAACAAGAGGUUUGCAUCAAAGCCAUGAUGGGUCUAGAACUAGAGCUGACAAAUUCUUCAAAGACACAACAGUACUUUAAUAUUAUACCAACAAAAACAGGCUUCAAUGGGACAUGUGCUAAGUCAACGGCAAAUCUAAACCUGACAUUUGCAAACGGGUUUAUCAACUUUGUUUUUACACAGGAUGAACAUUAUUACUACCUUGAUGGUGUAAAUGUGUCUUUUCUCACACAAUCAGAAUCUUGGCGUGGUACCGCUUCUAAUCAAAAAUUAUUACAAACAGAGAAGGGCUACUCUGUAAAGUGUAAAAACACUCCCAAAAUUCAGCUGGGUGACACCAUUAACCUUGUGAUGACUAAUGUAACACUUCAAGCUUUUAACAUUAAAGAUAAAGAUUUUGGAAAAGAAAAAGAAUGUUACCCAGACAGAAGCCACAAAUUAAUCCCCUUGGCUGUGACACUGGCGGUUGUGGGAUUGAUUAUUAUAAUCCUGCUCGUGGUUUUCAUUUCAAGAAGACAAAGGAAUUUAGGAUAUCAACGGAUCUAACGCAAGACAAUGAAUAUUCUCUCUUUGUUUUAUCUAGAACCAGAAUCUCAUUACUAUAUAGUGUAAAAAUAGGCCCACAUGAUAUGCUUCCAUCAUAAACACUUUCCCUAUUAAAAAAUAUAAUGGGGCUUCACAGCAGCCACAUUUCCUCCACGCUAGUCAAUAUAUCUAGAUAUAUGAUGAGGGAAAAACUUGGUCACCCACACUUUGGACCUUUAAAGUAAUUAUAAUUGAAAGGGGUUGUUCACCUUCCAAACACCUUUUUUCAGUUAAGUUG